AUUUUGGCCCUUGACGUGGAGUCGGAGCGUGACCGUGCUGCCUUUUUACAGAAGAACAAGCAUCAGGUCGCACACGUCUUGUGUGCUGCCGACAUUUACCGAUCAUGGUGCUGUUGCACAUGUUGUUUGAGCAUGCGUCCGGCUACGCGUUGUUUAAGGUGAAAGAGGUGGAGGAGAUCAGCAUGCUGCUGCCCCAGGUGGAGCAGUGUGUGCUGAGUCUGGCUAAAUUCAAUAGUAUGGUGAGCCUGUCUGCCUUUUUCCCCUUUAAAUCAGCACAAUCUGCCCUGGAGAACAUAAAUGCCAUUUCUGAAGGUGUGGUUCACGCUGACCUCAAGUUGUUCCUUGAGACAAACAUUCCUCAAUCUCCGAAGAAGAAAGCCACACUGGGAGUCGGAGAUCCCAAAAUUGGUGCUGCUUUGCAAGAAGAAUUUGGUUUUUCCAUCCAGACAGGCGGCGUCGUGGCGGAAUUAACAAGAGGGAUUCGUCUUCACUUCCACUCGCUGGUGAAGGGCCUGACGGCCUUGGCGGCCUCCAAAGCCCAGCUCGGUCUGGGCCACAGUUACUCGCGGGCCAAAGUGAAAUUUAAUGUCAACCGGGCGGACAACAUGAUCAUCCAGUCCAUUGCGCUGUUGGAUCAGCUCGACAAGGACAUCAACACGUUCUCCAUGCGCGUCCGCGAAUGGUACGGUUACCACUUCCCCGAGCUGGUGAGAAUCGUUCCGGACAACUCGAUGUACUGCCGCCUCACUCGGCUCAUCGGCAACCGGAAGGAGUUGACGGACGAGAGCGUGGAGAGCCUGGAGGAGGUGGUCAUGGACAACGCCAAGGCGCAGGCCAUCCUCGAUGCAUCCCGUUCCUCCAUGGGAAUGGACGUUUCACCCAUCGACCUGAUCAACAUCGAGAGGUUCUCCAGUCGUGUGGUCUCUCUGACCGCUUAUCGUCUGGAGCUGCAGGAGUACUUGCGCUCCAAGAUGGGCCAAGUGGCUCCCAACUUGGCCGCGUUGAUCGGAGACGUGGUCGGCGCCCGUCUGAUUUCUCACGCCGGCAGUCUCACCAACCUGGCAAAGUACCCCGCCUCCACUGUGCAGAUCCUGGGAGCGGAGAAGGCCCUGUUCAGAGCCCUCAAGACUCGCGGCAACACGCCCAAGUACGGCCUCAUCUUCCACUCGACCUUCAUCGGCCGCGCCGCCGCCAAGAACAAAGGCCGCAUCUCCAGAUAUCUGGCCAACAAGUGCACCAUCGCCUCGCGCAUUGACUGCUUCUCCGAAUUGCCCUCCAGCGUGUUUGGUGACAAACUGCGUGAACAGGUGGAGGAGCGCUUGUCUUUCUACGAGACAGGCGACCUACCGCGCAAGAAUGUCGAUGUCAUGAAAGAGGCCGUGAAGGAGGCGUCUGAUGUAGCCGCUGAGAUGAAGCGUAAGCUUGAAAAACAGGAAAAGAAACGCAAGAAGCGUGAAAAGAAGCAAGCGCUCCUUGAAAACGGGGAUGCCAACGGUGACGCCGAGGUUAAUGGAGGCUCGGAAACACCCGGAGGGAAAAAGAAAAAGAAACAUGCGGCGGAAGAGGUCCAAACUGCAGAGCACGGAGCAGGUGAUACUCCCGCCAAGAAGAAAAAGAAACGCAAGUCUGAGCCCGAGGAACCGGAGGAGGAGACCCCUGAGGUUGAGGUACCAGAAGAGGACACCGAUAAGUCAGCCAAGAAGAAGAAGAAGAAACGGACAUCGGAGGCCGUUGAAGCUGAGCCAGCAGAAGACAUCCCAGAAAUAACAGUGCCUAAAAAGAAAAAGAAGAAAUAGGAUGCAGAGUGAAUGGAAUAGAGCUGAAUGUAUGUUUGUGUACAGUUUUUCAUUUUAUUAAAACUUUUUUCUCCCUCCUUUUUGGGGGGUGUUAUAUAGAGACUGUAUAUUGUGCCUUGAAUGAGCUAAGAUGUACUUAUGUAAAUAAAGUCUCAGUUAAGAAA
Messenger RNA from Hippocampus zosterae (dwarf seahorse), 1960 nucleotides. RefSeq names its product NOP56 ribonucleoprotein homolog (gene nop56). Gene Ontology annotation, cellular component: box C/D methylation guide snoRNP complex; small-subunit processome. NCBI's taxonomy places the organism in Eukaryota, Metazoa, Chordata, Actinopteri, Syngnathiformes, Syngnathidae. The coding region runs from base 105 to 1796 and encodes 563 amino acids. The record is from RefSeq and is a predicted model, not a curated record. Gene Ontology annotation, molecular function: snoRNA binding. The transcript has 12 exons.